UAGCACAAGGUGGAUCCAUUUAUAUCCCCAGCUUGGCCCAGCCAAAUGAUCAGUGGAUCGAGCAUGUGUCGAGCAUGUUGCAGGACCUAGGAAAGCCCCAUCGACGUCAAUGUGCAGCUGUCGCCAACUUAAUCUACAUGUAUAUCUAGCAUGUUAUAUGUAGGAAGGAGCUACUCAUCUACUUAGCUAAAACGUGAGCGAUAAACUUCUAAGUUUGGAAAGGGAUCUGAAAAAGUGAAACACCGAUAUUCACUAGGUACCUAUCUCUCACGGCCAGAGACCAUCCUCGGCGUAAACAUUCUCUUUCAUGAUUAACACGUACCUAUUCUCUAACCAACAAUAUCUAUCCACGAAACCAAUGGGUUUUUAAGCUUCAAUUCUCUCCUCACGACCACGUCAACCCAAAGACACAUCAACAGCAAUUCAUACGACCACUCAAUCAUCCGGGAAUUUCCGCGAUUUUCACAAAGCACCCAUUUCAACAACCUUGGUACAUAUUACAACCAUUGGCGGAAGAGCUUGAGGCUCUCAUUGGUUUAAGCUAUACAUUCAUGGUUAUAACAUAUCUUGCAUCAUCCCGCGGCCAUGCGUUGAGUGUUGAUUUAGGGCAGUUCAUCUUUCGGAUGUGGAUUUCUAAAGUUUCAAGAUGCUUAACCCUCGUCGGCGGACGGUUCGGCUGCGAGAAGCAGAGGAGCAGCCACUUUUAAAUCGCAAUGUUUUUGGCAACACUCCAGAACAAGAGCCGCUAUUUAGUUGCAAUACAAAUCCACAUGCCCACCUCCCAGUGUAUACAAAUAUUCAUAGGAUACGAAGGGACGUCAUCAGCAUAGUCGAAGACUAUCUUACUCUUGAGCAAUUAACAGAUAUUCGGCUCAAUAUAUCGGUCGUCCGACCCCUGGUGGACAAGCUUUACGAGAAGAAUGACAUUUCCAUCGUUUAUUGUUUACUUGUGAACAGAUCUCAGUUCCUGCAUGAGCAGGAACAUAUGACCAAUAGACAAAAUGUUCACUUCACGCGAGCGACACUUUGCGAGUUAGUGGCGACUCGCAUCUUAAGACGCUUCGGCGAUGACAACCCGGGAUCCGAAGGAUUACUUCUUUUGGCGAACAUUUUGGUUGCUGGUUUUGGUCCCUUUCAGAACGCACCUGAGGAGGUUCGCCAAGAGGCCUAUCUAGGACCUGCAUGGAGCCAAAAUAGAACAUUGCCUGCCCUCGAAGUUGCUGUCUUAACUAGUAGCAAGCAUUUCCUUAGUUCAACACAUUGUCAGAAAGUGGUCAACGCGAUUUACAUUGGCCAGGUCAUUUAUACACCUUCUACUUUCCUGGAUAUGAUACCGGAUCGAUAUAAGCAGAAACCCAUAUCGCUAUAUGAACCACAUGAAGCACCCUUACUAAACCAGUACCGCCUAAUAGUACCCCGUACAAGGAACAUGUUAGAAAUAACACAAUUUGUGAUCCUCCUUAUACUAUACCUUCUAUUCAUGCUUGAAAGGAAGGCAGAGUACCUAAGUAUCCUAGAAGUUGCGUUUUCAGUGUAUGCAUUCGGCUGGGUUCUAGAUCAGUUUGCAACACUCCUUGCACAUGGAUGGAAUGUGUAUACACAGAAUCUGUGGUCAUUCCUAGAUGUCAUGUUUGUACUGGUCUAUUGGGCUUAUAUUAUUUUGAGAAUCUACGGUUGGAAAUGCGGGCAGCUUGAACCGGGACAACAAGCUCUCGACGUACUUGCUAUGGGAGCUCCUGUACUCGUGCCCCGACUGGCAUUUAACCUACUCUCGGACAAUUUGGUGUUCUUAUCCCUACGGUCGAUGAUGGCGGAUUUCACUCUCUUGACAGCCCUGGCAGGUUGGUGUUUCGGGGGCUUCUUGCUUUCUAUGGUAUGGCUAGCGGAGGGACGACACAAUAUAGUGACCAUUAGUAAAUGGAUGCUAUGGAUUUGGUUUGGCUUGGAUGGCACUGGUAUUUCACGUUCUACGGAAUUCCACUGGCUCUUAGGGCCAACCCUGAUGGUCACAUUUGCGUUCUUGGGCAACACGCUAUUCUUGACAAUAUUAGUUUCAAUGCUCUCGAAUACCUUCAGUACCAUUGUCAGCAACGCCACUGCCGAGAUACAAUUUCGAAAAGCCGUCUUAACUCUCGAAGGCGUGAAGAGCGAUGCCAUAUUCGCAUAUCAGCCACCGUUUAACAUUAUUGCCCUAUUUAUUCUGGUUCCAAUGAGGUUCGUGGUCAGUCCCCGCUGGUUCCACAAGAUACAUGUGGCAACCGUUAGGACAAUCAACCUACCAGUGCUGCUCUUCAUUGCCGUGAUAGAGAGGCGACUUUUAUGGUCGGAUACGGAGUUAGCGCAGUACCCUACAGAGCAACUGCCGAAGAAACGUCGUAGCCGAAGCUGGUUCUGGGAGAGAUGGAGAAUAACGAGCCACGGAGAUAUGCAAGCUGUAUUUGAUAUCGCGCCUCCUGAUUCGGUGGAAAAUGAUAUUGCCGUUGACGAUGAGCUGACACAUCAUAUGAUUCGAAGGCAGUUUGCUCGAAACCAGACCUCUACAUUGCUGGAGCAGAGUAAGAAGCAGGACAGCGACGACACUGUUCAACAGCGACAGCAGCAGCAGCAGCAGCAGCAGCAGCAAGAAGAAGAACAACAACAACAACAACAACAACAGCCACAAUCAUAUAAACCACCGAGUCGUAGAGACUCGAUAGCCCCGUAUGGGAUGUUGACAGAGCAGAUACGGGCUAUUAUGAGUGAAUCAUCCGAAAUCGAAGACCUGACAAGUCGUCUAGGCUCAUUGGAGCGCACUACUUCGAGGAUCGAGGAGAUGCUGGCGAGGAUAUGUAGCAGUGAUGACGACGACAGGAAGACUCAGGAAUCAUGAGGUUAAUGACGAUAACUAGCUAUACAUACCGGAUUGUAUAGCUGAGUACCAAUUCACAUAUGUACAAAAGUGACUCAACUAUCGGAUUCUCAGACACGUACCUAGAUAUACGACUUGGGACUAGCGAGCUUAGUUUUGUAUCGGAAUUAAGCACUUCAUAUAGCAUACGUAAUAGAUACUAUAACAGAAGACUGAGGC
Messenger RNA from Annulohypoxylon truncatum, 3067 nucleotides. RefSeq names its product nonselective cation channel. NCBI's taxonomy places the organism in Eukaryota, Fungi, Ascomycota, Sordariomycetes, Xylariales, Hypoxylaceae. The transcript has 8 exons. The record is from RefSeq and is a predicted model, not a curated record. Bases 647 to 2869 code for a protein of 740 amino acids.